Messenger RNA from Rotaria sp. Silwood2, 411 nucleotides. NCBI's taxonomy places the organism in Eukaryota, Metazoa, Rotifera, Eurotatoria, Philodinida, Philodinidae. The record is from the annotation of a GenBank genome assembly.
AUGCCACAAGAAUAUUUAAAUGUAAUAACAACUCUUUUUAAUAAAUGUGCAGAAGCAGGAGAUUUUUUUGAAAAAGGUAAAAUAGCAAAAGGAAUUUGUUUAUCAAAAGAAGGAGCUUUUCCAACGGAAGAUCGUCUUCGCUCUAUUUCGUUACUACCUAAUUUAGCUAAAGUUUUGGAAAAAAUAAUAGCUGAACGUAUUGAAAAAUGGUGCAAGGAUCAAGGAAUCUACGUAGACGAGCAAUCAGAGUUCACCACAAAUAGACGAUUACAAACAAGAAUUCUUGCCCUACUCGAGGAUCUCAAAUUGAAAGUAGCAGCACCGAAUAGACCAGCACUCACAAUAUUUGUGGACUUUUUGACAGCUUUUGACCGUAUGUGGUAUCCGGCUUUAAUGAAUUCUCUCGACUAA